This is a messenger RNA of Ilyonectria robusta, 498 nucleotides long. Its product is annotated as peptidase S24/S26A/S26B/S26C. The transcript is spliced from 2 exons. NCBI's taxonomy places the organism in Eukaryota, Fungi, Ascomycota, Sordariomycetes, Hypocreales, Nectriaceae. Gene Ontology annotation, cellular component: membrane; mitochondrial inner membrane peptidase complex. Gene Ontology annotation, molecular function: serine-type endopeptidase activity. The coding region runs from base 1 to 498 and encodes 165 amino acids. The record is from RefSeq and is a predicted model, not a curated record.
AUGCCCUUCUUCCACUUCGCACGCCACCCCGUGCGCACCUCCGUCUCGUUCCUCAAGGCGACCUGCCUCAUCCACCUCGGCCUCUCGCACGGCUACAACAUCAGUCCGGCUCAGGGCCCGUCCAUGUUGCCCACAUUCACUGUUGAUGGCGAUUGGAUCCUCUGCGACAACACUCGUCGCUGUGGCCGCGGCGUCGGCAUCGGUGACCUCGUCGUCUACCGCAUUCCCGUCUUCUCCAACCAAUGGGGAGUCAAGCGCAUUAUAGGCAUGCCUGGCGAUUAUGUAUCUGUCGGAACUCCGGGUGAUCCGGGCGAGGAAUUGAUGAUCCAGAUCCCACAGGGUCAUUGCUGGGUGUCAGGAGACAAUCUCCCUGCCUCUCGCGACUCAAGACACUUUGGUCCCCUGCCACUGGCUCUCAUCUCUGGUACCACCAUUGCCAAAGUCCUCCCUUGGAACGAGCGGAAGUGGAUGAAGAAUGGGCUGGAGAAGGUCGACUAA